Cryphonectria parasitica EP155 is the source of this 1747-nucleotide messenger RNA. Its product is annotated as putative GTPase activating protein. Gene Ontology annotation, cellular component: Golgi apparatus. The transcript has 4 exons. The record is from RefSeq and is a predicted model, not a curated record. NCBI's taxonomy places the organism in Eukaryota, Fungi, Ascomycota, Sordariomycetes, Diaporthales, Cryphonectriaceae. Gene Ontology annotation, biological process: activation of GTPase activity. Gene Ontology annotation, molecular function: GTPase activator activity. The coding region runs from base 125 to 1747 and encodes 540 amino acids.
AUCCGUAACAGACAGAUCCGAUUCUGCCUCACCGUUCUGGCGCAAUGCCACACCAGCGAAUGGCCCAAAGAAGACGACUCGCGAGUCUAGCCUCGUCGUGGGCGCAGCAUACUCACAUGCAGAUAUGUUGAAGUUCGACACCUUAAAUGUCUCGACCAGUUCGUCCUCGACACGACCCCAAACACCUUCGUCCUCCCACGCCAGCCGACCUACAGCUUCUCCGCAGAGAUCGAAUCAUGGCCGCGGCCAGACAUCGCCCCCCUUCAAGACCUACAUGAGCUUUCUCUCGAACACGAACGAGGACUGGAACGUGGACGAUGCUGAGAUUUAUGAUUACGAUGACGACGAUGGGGACGACUUCGGCCUGCCCAGCUUGUCGAAUAUGAAGAGGAGGACAAAGCGCAUACAGGAUGCUCACGCGAAAGCGAGUGCCAGCUCCACCCCUCAGCCGCCAGACAUAGAUAGUUUCGAGUUCAACGCGAGACGACGCUCGGGCAGCGCAGACAUUGCCAUCGAACGGCCCGCUCCAUCAUACCCGAUGCCAAAAAAGAGCGAGGGCAAGAUAUUGAGACCGCAAUACAAAGACAUCCUGAAGGACCCGGCAAAUGCCUUACAUCUCAUCAGCCACCCUUCAGCGCCUGCGAACGCCUCGUCCAAGGAGGUCGAUGCAAUCAACUCCAGGAUAACAAGGAUAAAUAAGUUCAAGAGGAUCCUGCAGGCCUCUACGGUCGCGUUGCCAGACCUGAGGUCGGCGGCGUGGUCUGGCGUUCCCGAGGAGGUGAGGGCAAUGACCUGGCAGCUGUUGCUUUCCUACCUGCCGACCAGCAGUGAGAGGAGGGUAGCGACUCUGGAGCGCAAGCGCAAAGAGUAUUUGGACGGCGUGAAACAGGCCUUUGAUAAGGGCACAGGCGGCACAGGAAGUAGUAGUGCGCCUAUAGCGGCCAAAGGCGGCAACCGAGGGCUGGAUGAGGCUGUCUGGCACCAGAUCAGCAUCGACGUACCCCGGACCAAUCCUCACAUCGAAUUAUACGGCUAUGAGGCGACACAACGCUCUCUCGAACGCAUCCUCUACGUUUGGGCGGUGCGCCAUCCUGCAAGCGGAUAUGUGCAAGGCAUCAACGAUCUGGUGACGCCAUUCUGGCAAACCUUUCUUGGCGUGUACAUCACAGAUCCAGACAUCGAGUCGGGCAUGGACCCGGGCCAGCUGCCAAAGACUGUGUUGGAUGCCGUGGAGGCCGACUCAUUCUGGUGCCUGACGAAGCUGCUGGAUGGGAUCCAGGAUCACUAUAUCGUGGCGCAACCUGGAAUACAGCGACAAGUCCGGGCUCUACAGGACCUCACGGCCAGAAUCGAUGCUGGUUUGGCCAGGCAUCUGGAGAAGGAGCACGUGGAAUUUAUACAGUUCAGCUUCAGGUGGAUGAAUUGUCUGCUCAUGAGGGAGAUCAGCGUAAAGAAUACCAUCAGGAUGUGGGACACGUACAUGGCUGAGGAGAACGGCUUCUCCGAGUUCCACCUCUACGUGUGUGCCGCAUUCUUAGUAAAGUGGUCCGACAAGCUCAUCAAGAUGGACUUUCAGGAGAUUAUGAUGUUCCUGCAGUCGCUGCCGACGCGCGAGUGGACCGAGAAGGACAUUGAGCUGUUGCUGAGCGAGGCGUACAUCUGGCAGAGCCUGUUCAAGGGCUCUGCGGCACACUUGAGAGGCGGUCCUUCAUCGAAUAGGAGCCUAUCGCAGGGUUUGCAGCUUUGA